Myotis lucifugus (little brown bat) is the source of this 1485-nucleotide messenger RNA. Its product is annotated as olfactory receptor 1J4-like. The transcript has 2 exons. Gene Ontology annotation, cellular component: membrane. Gene Ontology annotation, molecular function: olfactory receptor activity; G protein-coupled receptor activity. The coding region runs from base 1 to 1485 and encodes 494 amino acids. NCBI's taxonomy places the organism in Eukaryota, Metazoa, Chordata, Mammalia, Chiroptera, Vespertilionidae. Gene Ontology annotation, biological process: G protein-coupled receptor signaling pathway. The record is from RefSeq and is a predicted model, not a curated record.
AUGAGGCCUGAGAACCAGAGCAGCGUGUCCCACUUCCUCCUCCUGGGGCUCCCCAUCCCGCCAGGGCAGCAGGGCAUGUUCUUCACCCUGUUCUUGGGCAUGUACCUGACCACGGUGCUGGGCAACCUGCUCAUCAUCCUGCUCAUCAGGCUGGACUCUCGCCUGCACAUACCCAUGUACUUCUUCCUCAGCCACUUGGCCUUCUCUGACAUUUCUCUCUCCUCUGUCACUGUCCCUAAGAUGCUCAUGAACAUGCAGACUCGGCAACAAUCCAUCUCCCGUGUGGGAUGCAUUUCUCAGAUGUAUUUUUUCAUACUUUUUAGUACUCUUGACAAUUUUCUUCUGGCUGUGAUGGCAUAUGACAGGUAUGUGGCCAUCUGUCACCCUCUACACUACACCACCGUCAUGAGGGAGGGGCUGUGUGUGCUGCUGGUGGCUGGCUCCUGGAUUCUCUCCUGUGGCCAAUCCCUUUUGCACACCCUCCUCUUGGCCCGACUCAUGAGGCCUGAGAACCAGAGCAGCGUGUCCGAGUUUCUCCUGCUGGGGCUCCCCAUCCCGCCAGGGCAGCAGGGCGUGUUCUUCACCCUGUUCCUGGGCAUGUACCUGACCACGGUGCUGGGCAACCUGCUCAUCAUCCUGCUCAUCAGGCUGGACUCUCGCCUGCACACGCCCAUGUACUUCUUCCUCAGCCACUUGGCCUUCUCUGACAUUUCUCUCUCCUCUGUCACUGUCCCUAAGAUGCUCAUGAACAUGCAGACUCGGCAACAAUCCAUCUCCUAUGUGGGAUGCAUUUCUCAGAUGUAUUUUUUCAUGCUUUUUAGUACUCUUGACAGUUUUCUUCUGGCUGUGAUGGCAUAUGACAGGUAUGUAGCCAUCUGUCAGCCUCUACACUACACCACUAUCAUGAGGGAGGGGCUUUGUGUAAUGCUAGUGGCUGGCUCCUGGAUUCUCUCCUGUGGCCAAUCCCUGUUGUACACCCUCCUCUUGGUACGACUGUCUUUCUGUGCUGACAAUGCCAUCAUCCACUUCUUCUGUGACAUUGCUGCACUCCUGAAGCUGAGCUGUUCAGACACCUCUCUCAAUGAGCUGGUCAUAUUCACCGAGGGAGCAAUGAUUUUGUUUUUGAGUUUUGGUAUUAUUUUGUGCUCCUAUAUCCGUAUAGGGACCACCAUCCUGAGGGCACCUUCCACAAAGAGACUGUUUAAAGCCUUUUCUACCUGUGGCUCUCAUCUCUCUGUGGUGUUUUUAUACUAUGGGACACUUGCUGGUGUUUACUUUUCCUCCUCAUCAUGGGGUUCCAAAGACAUAAUUGCUUCGGUCAUGUACAUGGUAGUUACCCCCAUGCUGAACCCCUUCAUCUACAGCCUGAGGAACAGAGAUAUCAAACAGGCCUUAGAGAUGUGUGUCAAUAGGGUUAAGUUCUUUAAGCAGCAAUCACUAGAUCCUCCUGUUGCAUUCAGGAGCACAGUGAGACAGAUCUCCUAA